GACCAAUCACAGCCCCCCAUCUGUAAACAUGGCGUCUGUGGUGAGGUUGCUGCUGGUCGCCGCUCUGCUCUGCGUUGCUUUGCUGCGUCUCUCUGCAGCAGAAGGUCCAGGAAAAGCCCCGAAGAAGAAGAAGGACAUCAGAGACUACAAUGACGCAGACAUGGCGCGGCUGCUGGAGCAGUGGGAGGAGGACGACGACAUAGAAGAAGGAGACCUUCCUGAGCACAAACGUUCUCCUCCACCCAUCGAUUUCUCCAAGGUGGACCCGUCCAAACCAGAGGACCUGCUGAAGAUGUCCAAGAAGGGCAGAACCCUGAUGGUGUUUGCCACGGUGUCAGGAGAUCCCACAGAGAAGGAGACCGAGGAGAUCACUGGCCUCUGGCAGGGAAGCCUCUUCAAUGCCAACUACGACAUCCAGAGGUUCGUGGUGGGUUCUAACCGGGUCAUCUUCAUGCUGCGAGACGGCAGUCUGGCCUGGGAGGUCAAGGACUUCCUGGUGGCCCAGGAGCGGUGUGCAGACGUUACCGUGGAGGGACAAGUGUUCCCGGGAACGGCUGCCAAAAAGGACCGGACCCAGGAUUCACAGCAGAACCGAGCCGGUACCAAGAAGAAGGGCAGGAAGAAGGAGAGCAGAAGUCCAGACGUGGAGGGGAACAGUGCCAGCAGCAGCCUGAAGGUGGAGCUGUAGCAGGGAAACAUGGCGGAGCUGCUUCAGUCUUCCACUCACUGAGCAUCACUGACACUCAAUAUUGGGAUGAUUCCUCUGGAGCCUGCUGGUUCUGAUGGACUCGGUUCUGCUGCUCAUUCACUAUUAAAUCAGCACAUUUCUGAUUGUUUUUUCACUGAAAAUGUAAAUAAUAAAAACCUGUUUCUAAAUGUU
This is a messenger RNA of Cyprinodon tularosa, 880 nucleotides long. RefSeq names its product mesoderm development LRP chaperone (gene mesd). Gene Ontology annotation, biological process: protein folding. The transcript is spliced from 3 exons. Lineage: Eukaryota; Metazoa; Chordata; Actinopteri; Cyprinodontiformes; Cyprinodontidae. The record is from RefSeq and is a predicted model, not a curated record. Bases 29 to 688 code for a protein of 219 amino acids.